Molecule: messenger RNA, 1038 nt
Organism: Arabis nemorensis
Lineage: Eukaryota; Viridiplantae; Streptophyta; Magnoliopsida; Brassicales; Brassicaceae
Source: the annotation of a GenBank genome assembly
AUGAGCUUCUUUCGUAGAAUCGAUCCAUACACUUGUUCACCUCUCAUCGUACGAGAAACCUCCAAUAUCGAACCUUCGUCGUUUUUACUAGGGUUUCCUUCCUUCAUCGACGUCGACGAGGUUGAAGAUCUCGAUUUCCCACUCGAUCUACUCGAAACCGUGACGGAUCUGGUAUCUCCGUCGUCUUGCAAGUACCAACUGAUUCGCCGGAGAUUAGACCCGGAUUAUCCAUUACAGUAUCUCUGCGAGCGAGUUUCUGAAUUGGAAACUAAGUUUGAUCGGUUGUUCAGCCCUAAGAGCCGUGAAUCUGACCGGAAGUACACAUUGACGAAGGAGAUUAAAGGGUCUGGAGAACGGAAGUAUAAAUGGGAGGCGGAGAUUCAAGGACCACCGGGGAGGAAGUACAAGGUGGAGGCGGAAGGAGGUGGAUCUAUGGAGAGGAAGUACAAGUGGGAAACGGAGAUCGAAGGUCCGGGAGAGAGGAAGUAUAAGUGGACGUCGGAGAUCAAAGGAGGGAAGAAGGAUGAGGUAGUUGCUUUGACGAAGGCGUUUGCCAGAAGAAAUGGAGCAGUUAGGACCAAGAAGGGUAAGAACAAGGAAAUGUCGUAUGAAUAUGCGGCUGUGGUGAUCCAGAGGGCCUUUAGAGCUUAUGUGAUCCGCCGGUCAAAAACAUUGCGUGCUCUUCGUGAUCUAGCUAUUGCAAAGACUAAACUGAAGGAGCUAAGAGCUUCGUUCCACAACUUCAGCUACCGACGCUUGAUUGAUCGUGAUGCAGAGGAGCGUCAGAAAUUCUCAGAAAAGAUCAUUGUACUCCUCCUCACAGUUGAUGCCAUAGAGGGAGUUGAUGUAAUGGUUCGAGGAGCGAAGAGAUCCAUGGUGGAUGAGCUGGAAGCAAUGUUGGACGUGGUAGACCCGCAGCCGCAGGGGAAAUCAUUGUCGAUGAGGAGGAGAACGUUCGAUAUGCCAGACAGUUUGAUCCGCAAAGAAAUUGCAGAAGGAGUGACUCAGAUUGUGCAGAUGCUUGAAACAGAAGAAUGA